This is a messenger RNA of Mytilus californianus (California mussel), 1154 nucleotides long. RefSeq names its product solute carrier family 25 member 35-like. The record is from RefSeq and is a predicted model, not a curated record. The transcript is spliced from 4 exons. NCBI's taxonomy places the organism in Eukaryota, Metazoa, Mollusca, Bivalvia, Mytilida, Mytilidae. Bases 128 to 1054 code for a protein of 308 amino acids.
UGUACGUAUUGAUAACGACUGGGAGAUACUAACAGGUCAAGAAUUGGAUCAUGGCGAAACUGACAAACAGAAAAAAUAUACCGCUAGCAGUUACCAACAUAAUUCGAUAACUGCAUGGAUAUGAAAAAUGAACCACGGAACUGAAUUUAGUCUAGGUGCAAUGGCAGCAGUUUGUGCAGCAUGCUUCACCAAUCCUUUAGAAGUAGUGAAAACACGAAUGCAGUUACAAGGCGAACUUAAAGCAAGAGGUCAUUAUACAGUCUUCUAUCGAAAUACUUUCCAUGCAUUAUAUACAGUGGCUAAAUAUGAUGGAAUACGAGGGGUACAGAGUGGUCUUGCCCCAGCAUUAGGGUACCAGAUAUCGAUGAAUGGAACCAGACUUGGUUCUUUUCAAAUUAUGGUUGAUAUGGGGCUUACAGACGGUGUUGACUGCUCCUUCUGUGGAUUUCUUAGAACUCUGCUGGCAGCGGGACUCUCAGGGGCAGUUAGUAAUGCUGUCGGUAGUCCGUUUUUUAUGAUCAAAACUCAUAUCCAAUGUAAAACAGAUUCAAAGAUUGCAGUAGGGUAUCAGCAUACUCAUAAAACAAUGUAUCAGGCAGUCAAAGAAAUUGUUGGACAAGAUGGCGUAAAGGGGCUCUGGAGAGGAGCAAGUGCUGGAACAUUGAGAGGAUUUAUCGGCUCAGCGGCACAACUCGGAGCUUUCACUUCAACAAAGAAAUAUUUGAUUUCUAAAGAGAUAUUUGCUCAGGACAGUAUAAUGAUUUCAAUAUUAGCAAGUAUGGUUGGCGGAAUAAGUUUGGCAUUUUUCAUGACUCCAUUUGAUGUUGUUUGCAUUAGACUGUACAACCAAAGAACAACUGAAUCUGGAAAAGGAAUGUAUUAUAAAGGCAUUUCUGACUGUUUUAGAAAAACCUACAGAAGUGAAGGAAUAGCUGGACUUUACAAAGGCUGGGAACCAGCAUUGAUACGAAUAUGGCCACAUACUGUUUUGUGCUUGGUAUUUUGGGAUUAUUUUCGAGACACGUAUUACAAGUGGAGUAAAUCAAAAGAAUAGAAAACUGUGAAAUUAAUUUUCAAAAGUUAUACCCAUAUUGUUCAUUUUUACAAGUUUGUUCCCAUUAAUUUUACUUUCCAAAUAAAUUUGUUGUAUUCUA